GAUCCUUUGUUAUAUUAUUUAAUAUGAAAUCGGCUUGAAUUUUCUGUUGGGUUUCUGAAUUUGAAUAAGAACUUCAUAAUCGCAAAUGUUUAUCUGGGGCGAUUAGUUUAGUGAUACAUAUUCUUUUUCUCCUUUUCAUUUUCCUGACAAUUUUAUUUAUUGAAAAUUUAGAGCUUGAUUCAUAGAAACAUAUAGGUCAGAUUUGCUUUGAAACUGGGUUCACUUAAUGGCAGCUAUUACCAAAUAUCAUGCUGUUGUUUUGGUGGUUACCUGUGUUUUACUUAUUAUCGUAAAUUCGUUAUGCUUGUAUAACGGUGUACCCUCCUUUAAGUCCGGCGGCAUUUCACUUUUCUUUCACCUCUUUGGCUUGUUGUCUUGUUGUCCUAGUUGAUGUGUUCUGUUUUUUUGCUUACAAUAUAAGUUGAAUUGUUGCAUGCUUUGAACUAGAUCAAAAUAAUUUGUUUUUCUAAUUUUCCUUUUAGUAAAUGUAGUCUUCUGUUGAUCUCCCGAGUCGCGAUUCACAAUUUUUCAUUGUUGCUUUUCUUCAUUCCGUUGUCUUAUUGACAUUUGCUUUUUUGAUUUGUGUUUCAAUAUAUUACUCAUGGAAUCCACGAUUAAGCAUGCUAUUGUAAUCAAGGUUAUAAGGCGGACUGGAUCUCGUGGGCAGGUGACUCAGGUGAGAGUCAAAUUUUUGGAUGACCAGAACCGUUUCAUCAUGAGGAAUGUUAAGGGACCAGUGAGAGAGGGGGAUAUCCUUACCUUGCUCGAGUCCAAGAUGGAGGCAAGAAGGUUGCGGUGAUCAAUCUGAUAUGGUCUUGUUUGUCGACGUUCCUACGUCUGUUUUGGUUAUUUGCAAACAAUUAUUAUUUAUGUUGGUGAAUGGCUGUUGUGUUGCCAUCUCUGGGUAUUACUAGCAUCAUAGGCCUGAUUUUUGUGAUGAGAUUUUGUUAUAGAAUCGUUCUAAACUAAAUUGUCUUAACAAUCUUUAAGUUUUGUUUGAAUAUGUAACAGUGGUCCUACUUUCUGUGUCAAA
Malus domestica (apple) is the source of this 1033-nucleotide messenger RNA. RefSeq names its product small ribosomal subunit protein eS28-like. Gene Ontology annotation, molecular function: structural constituent of ribosome. The record is from RefSeq and is a predicted model, not a curated record. Gene Ontology annotation, cellular component: cytosolic small ribosomal subunit; ribosome. Lineage: Eukaryota; Viridiplantae; Streptophyta; Magnoliopsida; Rosales; Rosaceae. Gene Ontology annotation, biological process: ribosomal small subunit assembly; translation; maturation of SSU-rRNA.